Messenger RNA from Xyrichtys novacula (pearly razorfish), 18408 nucleotides. NCBI's taxonomy places the organism in Eukaryota, Metazoa, Chordata, Actinopteri, Labriformes, Labridae. The record is from the annotation of a GenBank genome assembly.
GGAUUUGGGAGUGACGCGGAUAUGAAAGCUAGUUUAUCCCUCUUUCCUUCGCUAUGACAAUUAUUUAGACAAACUCGACGGGCGACUGCCAGCCCGAAUCAAUUUACAAAUGAAGAUGCUAAUAUUUGUCGUUCGUCAAAGUAAUUUUUAGAGGAGUGUGUAGUGGUUUCGACUGAUUUAUCACCUCGGGAUUAUAGUAGUUGUUGGCAGGGCCGUCCUCCUCCUCCUCCUCCUCUUCCUCCGAGCUGCUGCUGCUGCUGCUGGGAUAACUUUGGAGAAGUUCUUUGUAUUCGGGAGACUCUCACCACAGCUUGGUCAACAAGCUGAACAUGGACUGGGGCACAGAACUUUGGGUGAGUCUGUCAUCUGGCUUGCUGUGAAAGUCGUGAUAUUUGUCCGGGUGGCAACCAUGCGGCUUAUUUCGAUAAAGUGAGGCACAGUUUACCGUGUUUGUGGGGAAGAAAUGAGAGCAGAGGCGCCGAGUUUGUGUGUGUGGAGCUGCAGGACGGUGCAUUCAGGAGCACAGCCUCGUUUACGGACACUUCUUCUCCGCAGUUUGUAGUUGAAACAAAGAGUUGAAGCUCCAUAAGGAGGUGUUACUCUUGUGUUUUAUGGGUUUUGCCUUUACCAGGCAAAGUGCUUUUCCACGGUUACUGAAGUUCAGACUAAUUUCAAAUCCAAAUCACCUGCGUUUAUCAUAUCUGGACAUUGAAAAGCAGGAUUUAGGUCUCCUUUAUUUUUAACUAUCUAACAGAAUCUUCAUUAUAUGCUCACAUUUAUGUCUAAAAUUGUGUCACACUUUGUGGUCUGGACACUGUGUUAGAUGCUCAGGAGUGGGUUGAACCUCGUGGGAUGUUUCACUGUUUACUAAGGCAGGGACGAUAUGCUUUUCUCCCGAUUUUUUUCGAUGCCGAUUCGAUUUAAAUUGCGAUUCUACGAUAUUCGUUGAUUUUCUCGAUUUUUUGUCUGCAUCAUUAACACCAGUGAAAUCAUUGAACGAUUAUGAUUGUCUACUGACUAUUCCAGGAACCAUAUUGCCCCCAAAAAUACACAGCACAUGUAAGCCAGUUUUUAAGAUUUCUUCUUUAUUUGAGAAAAAGAAAAAAAAAUCGAUUUAAAAAUUGUAAAACAAAAAUUGCGAUACUUAUGUGAAUGGAUUUGUUUCUCCCACCCCCACUGUUUACAGUCUGGCACUCCUUGCAACCACAGAGAUGAAAUCAGAUGCUGCAAUUUGCCACAAAACAAGCUUUUCCAAUGAAGAUGAAGCGCAGUAUGUCUGCGCAUCAGUGAUGGAUUUGUUUGCUCAAUAAACAUGAUGUUGGUUUCAAGAAAUCUUGAUUUUCUUAACGACUUUGGCUGGGAAUUCUCAAAGAGGAGGGAUGCUUCAGUCCACAACAUGUAAGCCACUUUAUGUCAACAACAGUUACACUAUCCAGGAUCCAAACAAUCCCUGUUGAAAGAUCCCCAGCGUGCUGCAUUUCACCUUAAUGACUGCUACAGUUUCUGUGCUAUUGAGUCAAUUCUCAUUUGUCAAGUCUCCAAAAUAUAUCAGAUAAUAUAUUCUGAUAAUGUGGAGUAAUUGCAAAAACUCUCGCUCGCUCUUUCUUCAAGAACCUGGAUAUGUAAUUGGAGCAUUGCAAAAGUGAGGAAAGCAAGGUUGUGACCUGAUUUCAGCCCUCCCCCCCAGGCCUCCUCCUCUGUCCCUUUUCAAUCCUACAUACUGGUGCAACAGCCUAAUUAGUUUUGCCCUACUUUGAUGAGUUAGAGGAAAAUGUGUACCCCAUUAUUAAUCAGAGGCUCUUUCCCUGCAGACAAGUCUUCCUGUUCAUCCCAUGGACUUGUUUCACUUUAUGUAGACUAAACACACAGACGCCACCUUUGACAGUCAGUGUGGAGUACACAUUAUUUGAAUAAAUGUCCUUGUGCCACAGGGUUUAUUUCCUGUAUCCUCACCUGUUUGGUUUGCUGAAGCCCUGAAGGCAUAAUUGGUGCGGGUAAUGUUUGGCUUGAGAGUCAUCCCUCGGGCAAAGUCAGCUCUAUGGCAUCUGUCCCCUGAUUGUCGUUAAUCCAGUGGCUAUUUUAAGGCACAAGUUUGCAGAGUGCAAAGGAAGUGUCUAGGUAGUGUCUGUGAUAGUGAGUGUUGCCAGGCCAGACCUGAGAACUAGGCUGGGGCAGGUCUGACAGGGCUGGGUCCCUCUUGUUCGAGAAGCCGGGGUGACUCAGGGCUGAAACAUUCACCCAAGCCGUGUUGGUUGGUGACUUUCAGGGUGACUCCUUGAGAAGUUAUGUUUCAUUCACUGGAUGCUGGUAAUCUUGCUGGUAGUUCUGGAAGUAUUAGAAGAUUAAGUGCAUCUUGACAUGAUUGUGUCUCUGUUUUGAUUAGACUUCUAAAUUUUAAAUUUUGAAGCAAUAUUUCAUACCCUUGAAUAAAUCCUCGCCAUAAUGAAGCAGUUUUAUGUAUUUUCUCCUAAACCACAGUGUUGAAAAGGGGAAGAUGAGAAAAUGCUUCUGACAGUAGUUCUUAAUCCUCCAAAGUGACACUGAGGUCAAAGUAGCUGGGCUAAUGUAAAAAUGAAACAACUAGAAAUGCAGCAGUAACCAGUCGCAGUAUUUUCUGUUUAGUGUGACAAUGGCUGAUGCCAAUAUUUACAGAGCAAGUCAGGUGAUGGCUGAUCUGUAAUGCUAAGAUCACAUUUCUAUCAUCAUUGUUUGUUAUUUGCAACUUUAAAAUGUGUGUAUGGUUAUUUUUGCCAAUAACAUGUUUUGGAUGGAUUUCUUAUCAAAGGUCUCGUAAAGAUAUUUUUGUUUUGUUUGAUGAAAUAGUCUACAAUUCAUAUUUAUGCCCUUUCAUGUUAUCCAGAAGUAGAUAAGACCAGCAGGGAAGAGACUGUGAGGGGGUAGAUGUCAGCAGUCAAGCAGCACAUGAAACAGUCCCAUAUUUACAGUUCUCGUACAAAAUAUUCACAAUAUAUGGUAUAUUUGCCUGUCAGAGGUCAACAGGAUGACAUUUUUUUUUGGUUGCCAGAAGACACCACUUUAAAGGGAUAUUCCAGCGUAAAAUUAAUUUAGGGUCAAACACACCGUAACACUGUGUUAGACACCCCCUCAAGAGAUGAAUGUUCUUCUCUAAUUAUACAAACUUUAGUAAUGACCACACGAUAGCAAAACACAGCGGUCUGAGGAGCCAUAAACAAACCUCAACCAAAACGCCACUCUAUAGCCACAAAUAAUGCUCAGAACAGCACCUAACUUCAUCAACAGUACAUAUAGGGUCCUAGCCACAGUACUAGCCACCAAACAUCUUUUUAGCUUUGCCUGAUUUCUUCAGCAAAGAGACUAAACACAACUCACCUACUCUCUUCCAGCAGCCGCUUGUUUGUAGCGAGACCUUGGGCCAUUUCUUCAUGGAAAUACAAUCAGACCGAGACACUAGGGCAGAGGAACUACUGCGUUUUCAGUGCAAAAUUAUUAAUAUGGUGAUUAUGACCUAAAGGAAAUGAUAAAGUUAUCACAAAUGUUCUUCCUUGAGCUGCAUCACCCCACAGCUGUCCGUAUUGGACUGACAAAGACUGCUUUGAAUACCGGUGGUGCCAAAAUUGACACUAACCCAAAGUUCCUUACUGGAAUUUUGAGUCAUAAAAUCAUACAAUAAAUAAGGUUUUGCGAUAGAUUUCAAAACAUAACUGAUUUAUGACAGAAGAGAUGUUUAACUGCAUUAUUCUGUAUAACAGAAUUUACAGAAACACACUGAGGAGACUUCCUGCAGUGAGCGCAGACAUCAUCUCUAUAUUAUUUUUAUCUGUUAUCUGUGAGUGCACACAUCUGCCAAUGGUGUUUUUUUUUUAUAUGCCAUUAAUCAAUUGGCCUUACUGAUUAAUCUGAUUUGAAAAUGACUUUGACUGUGGCUUAAACAGAUAGGCUGCAAAUUGCUGCAUUUAGACUCAGCAAGUUGAUUCAGUGGAUUUAGAGAGUUUUUUUUUUUUUAUAAGCCUGGCCCCUUAACUGGGGUAAUGCUGCUUUUUAAUCAAGCUGUCAUGGUUAAGUUACAGAAUAUAUCAGUGGCUCCUUUUUCUGCCCUUAAAAAGCUCUGCUUAAGAGGUCAUCUGAGGCUCCCUCUUUUGGACGAGGAUGCAUUUUCAGACUGGAGGCAGGAAAUGUUUUAAUCGAAGAAAGAAAGUGAUGAAGUAGAAAUGCCUCAAAGGGCUAAACGGUAGUUACUAUCACUGUAUUGAAUAACUGAUGAUGAUAUUAGAAGUAUAUUCAGUCUGCUAGUACAGUUUGAUAGUUAUGAAGCCACAAACGCAAACAAAAUCAUUUUUUUUCCUGCUGCCUGCAUCACUAAUAAUCCCAUGACAUGUAUUUGAAAAGCCAUUUCACUGUUGUGAAAAGGAGCAGCAGGACAACAACCCCUCAUAAUGUGUUGAUGAUGCAGCCUGGUGUGAAAAUGGUAGACUCGGUUGGAUAGUAAAAUCAACACAUUUGGCCCCACGCUGCGACACCAUCGCAUCUAUGGUGUAGUAUAGUUCUGGACAUAUGAGAAAAAUUAACAAUAAAGCUUUAUUUGUACUAUCACCCUCGUUAAACGGGGAGUAAUAAAGUGCUAAAUGGGAAAAUAAAACAGAGCAGGCUUGUAAAAAACAGUUUAAAUCAAACAAAUUAAGCACCAAAAACAAGACCAGGACUUGGUUAUGAGCAGCACAUUUUAUGAAAGAUGCAAAAAUUCAUACGACUGUUACAGCUCCAGAGAAAGGCUUCAGGACAUCAAACUCUCCACAUAAUCCUUUCUUUUCACAGCUAAAAUGAUAAGACAUUACAUCCUGCUCAUGGAUUGCACACAGUACACUUUAGUAAGGCGUUUACUGGGGUGUAAAUAUUGCUCAUUUUUGACUCAUUUUUAGAAGUUAGUCACAAAAAAGUGGUUUGGCCACACCUCGUCCACGAUCGCUUACCAGACAAAUGUUAUCCUCUGAAAAAAUCUUGACACUGUUUUUCACACAGACUGAUUAAUAUUUAAUGUGCCUGGAGGUUAUAGUUUUUCAUUUCUGCUCGCACACCUUCAACUUCUCACAUAAGGACCUCUUAGUCAUGCAGUUGACCAUCCAUAAUCGAGAUCUGAAAUUCUAAUGUAUCAACUCUUCUGUAAUGAGAUAUUUGGCUUUAAAUCUGAAUCUGUUUUUAUCUAGAACAAGUUGUACAGUUCAGCCCUGGCUGGUGUGCAUGCAUCCUAAGUUCCCUUUUUCAUAAUUAAGUUCUGACACAUCUCAUUCUCGACAUGUUGCAGCGAGUUGCAUGAAAGCAUCUCUGAUUUUGACAAGAGCAAAAAACAAGGCCUCCAGCAAGCCUUCUUAACAACCACUUCAAAUUAGUUCUUGCUCCUUCUCCAUUCAGUUACAAUCAUAUUUUCAAUCCUGCCUUGUAUAGUGGUGGUACAUGAGUUGUAUUGAAAAGGCAGAGGCUAAACUUAGUCCCAUUCUUCAUUUUUCUUCUCUUUUGUUCUACCUAAAAACUAGGACAGGUUCAUCAGAACAAGGCCAAACUUGUCAGGAAUCCCCUUUCCUGUAUUACCCUGUCCUCAAUACUCAAGUCAGCAGCAAUAUAGCUUAGGGGGAUUGUUUUGAUUGUAGAGUGAGAGGAGAUUGCCUCAGAUAUUGUCUCUUUCUCUCAAAAGACUUGUCUGAACCUGAAGGUGUCAUAAAUUGCUCGCCAAAAAAGGAACGAAGAAGAAUGAGGAAAAUGUUAUCCUUCCUUUAUUCUGUAAAACAGGGAAAGGAAAAGUCAGCAAAUUUAGCUGCGUUGUGCGCGGGUUUUUAAAUGAACAACAAUAUAAGAAAUAGGUCAAAGGUUGAGCUAAUUAGGAUGAUGCAAAUCUCAUUUUCUAUACCGUAUUGUGCAAAAGAAUCCCCUACGGAUCCUUGAUAUGAAAACGUGUCUGUCCACAUAGCGCAGCACCACCUUUUCCUUCCCAUGACCCCCAUGUCCUUUGACUACCCUCUGCAAAUGAAAACAGGACACAAUUCCUAAGACUUCUCUGAAUAAGUUGGGAUCAUUUGUGCACCGAAAUAUGCAGAAACAAAUGUGAAUACGCCUAUUUUUACCUCCCUUUUAGGAUAAAUUUAGAUGACCUCAAACUCAACCAGAACAUCCCAUUUGACACGCAGAUGUUAAGUCAAGUUCAAGACAUCAUCUCAUUAUUUGUCUCUCAUGCGUCUUUCUCCAGGAUCAAUAUGACAUCAUUGAGAAGCACACGCAGUCGGGCCUGGAGCUGGUGGAGAAGUAUGUGAAGUUUGUAAAAGAGAGGACAGAGAUCGAGCAAAACUAUGCCAAACAACUGAGGUAGGCCGAGCUCUUGUCGCCUCAACUGCUAAUGUGUUGUUGUUGUUGUGUGUUGGUGUCCAUGUUAAAAGGCUGGUUAUGAAAUGUGUGCGGAGUCUUAUGACAACUCUGGGACAGAAUCAAACUUGUCUGAGGAACACUGGCCUCUUUCUCCAGCUGCCUUUGCUCUCUCUCUCUCUCUCUCUCUCUUUCUCUCUCUCUGUCUCUCUCGCUCUCUCUUUCUCUCUGUCUCUCUCGCUCUCUCCCAGUUGUGUCCCAGUGUGCAGGCCCACAUCUGGUGCAGAGCUGCUGAGCUUUGCUGGAGAGGAGAGGAAGUGGGAGCAGACUGGGCACAUGAUAGACAGGAAGUGGUCAGAAGCAGAGCGAAAGAAUGAAGCACAGCUAUUUUAAUAAGUUUACAGCGGACUUUUGUUUUAAUCCUAUUGUUAAGGAAAAUCAGUGGGCGCAUUUACAGAGCUGUCUUCAGUCGGCGCCUAUAUAUCUGUCUAACCAACUGUUUGACAUGUUUUACUGUCUGCAGGAACCUUUCAAAGAAAUAUAACCUCAAAAGAAGCAGCAAAGAUGAACCAGAGUGCAGGUGAGCAAACAUAAAUAAUCUAGUAAUGUUUAUAAUUCGUGGUGAAAGCCUGCUGGAAUCAGCUAAUGAGAACCAAACAUUUGCAGCCAUCUGUGAUUAAUGCACAUUAUGCUGUUGUUUGGGGAAGGAACCAGGAAUCAGGAAGUCACAAGCCUCUUAUUAUGACUUGGCCCACCUCCUCUUUGGGCCCAUGUGCGUUUCAUCUUAUCAGCUGUCCCAUCACUCUGUCCUGAUUGCUCCACCCUUUCCUCUCCCCUCCUUUGAAACGGCAGGCUGUCCAGCUACCAGUCUUUUUUGGACAUCCUGAACGAGACAAACGACUACGCAGGGCAGCGAGAGCUUAUCGCCGAGAACAUGAUGAUGAACAUUUGCAUCGAUCUCACCAAGUACCUGCAAGAGAUCAAGCAGGAGAGAAAGACGGUGAGCGUGAUAAACAGUGAGCAAGGACAGCGCUGAAUCAGGCUGUCAGUUUGCAGCCUCUGUUUGUCUGCUGAAAAUCCCCGCUAAAAAAAAUCUAUCUGGAUGAUAAAAAUGAUUAAAGGAGCUUUUUAAAAACACCUUGAAAGAAAAAAAAAAACAUUGGAUGAUUUGUUUAAUUGUUAAAAGAAAAAUUUUAUUUCCGGAAAACAUUUCUUAUGCAUGCACAGGAUAGCAUGGGCAAAGAGAUGAAGUAAUACUUUUGACCACAGGGGGUGCCAGAGCGGAUUCAAACUUGAAACUUCCAUAUCUGAGCUUUAAAAACUAUUUGGCUUACUCAUCAAAAAAUGUCAUUUACACUAGACUUUUAGCAUGAAACACACUUUGUUCAGACUCACUCAAGAGAAACUUGUCCUGAUAUCCUUACAGUCUUGUUGAUCACCCAAAACUGCAGCUUGCUAGUUGUGUUGUGUGGAGGGCUAUGGCUUUAUUUUCUUAAAGGGAUAUUCCGGUGUAAAAUGAAUUUAGGGUCAAACACACCGUAAGAGUUAGACACACCCUUGAGAGAUGAAUGUUGCCGACCGCUUGCUUCUCUAGUUAAACCAACUUUAGUAAUGACCGCACGAUAGCAAUACACAGCGGUCUGAGGAGCCAUAAACAAACCUCAAACAAAAACGCCACUCUAUUGCCACAAAUAAUGCUCAGAACAGCACCUAACUUCAUCAACAGUACAUAUAGGGUCCCAGCCAUAGUACUAGCCACCAAACAUCUUUUUGACUUUGCCUAAUUUCUUUAGCAAAGAGACUAAACACAACUCACCUACUCUCUUCCAGCAACCACUUGUUUGUAGCGAGACCUCGGGCCAGUCCAUUACAGACUGCAGUGGGGUGAUGCAGCUCAAAGAAGAACAUUUAUGAUCAUUUCUUUAUCAUUUCCUUGAAGAAAUAAUCAUCAUAUUAAUCACUUUGCACUGCAGACGUGGUAGUUCUUCUGUCUUAGCGUCUCGGUCUGAUUGCAUUUCCAUGAACAAAUGAUCCGCAACAUUUAUCUCUCGUGGGGGUGUCUAACUCGGUGUUACGGUGUGUUUGACCCUAACUUAAUUUUACGCUGGAAUAUCCCUUGUUACUUCAAAAAUGUUACUUCAGGUGACUUUAUUGAGUUUAUUUUGUCCAUCAAAUGGUUAAUAAAUUCAAAUGAAAACCACACAACUAAGACAAAUCAGCAUAUUUUCUCAUCUGGGAACCACAAACCACUUUUUAAAUUCAUAUUUCCCAAACAAACCUAAAGAAUUAUGUUGUUAUUAAUGCUCUGGAUCAGUUUUCACCAGAAGUCGUUGACACUUCAUAGUAAAUAUUCUGUAAUCUGUUAAGUCUACAAGCUGAAAACAUACAGAACAAGGUUUCUAUGAAGAGUGUACAGCAUACUGAGAGAGGAAGAGAGUGAGACUUUGAGGAGGAGGAGUGUAGAUCUCAUUGCUGUGGAAGGAAGGAAACCUUGCUUAGUAUCUCCAGAGGGAAGUAAGGUCUGAACGUGGUGUGCCAGUUCUCUAUGAGGAAUGAAUUGGCCGUGUCCCACCGGAGUGCCGAAAGCUGCAGCCGCACACAGACUCUCACUGCAGACGUGAUGUCUCAAACAGACACUCUGGUAUUUGUUUUCUUGUCUGUUAUGUUGUGUGGCUUUUGGAGGUCAUUGUUUAUUCUAUGUCUGCCCUUACACAUGGCUGUCUCUCUCUCUCUCUUUCUCUCUCUCUGUCAUCUGACCCCCCCGCCCGCCGUCCCACCUCCUCCUCCUCUCACUCGGUCUAUUUUUAUGAAUGUCUGCAGUAUCUAAUGGAGGCCAAGAAGGCUCAGCAGAGUCUGGAGAGCACCUACAAGCAACUCGACAGUGUAAGUCAUUGACUGCGGUUGGUCAGGUGGCUAUAUUUAACUAAAGUAAAAACAGAUGGACUGAGUGGAAAGCAGCUCCUUCAUUUGAACUUCUAUUCCACGAGCUGUUUGGUUUUGAUUGGAAAUCUAACAAUCAGCAUUCCCGAUCGUCUCCGUCUGUCUUUUUCUAGAAAGUUGGAGAAAAAAGACACACACUGCUGAAAAUAGAAGAACCUCCUCAUAUUUCAUUCAUGCAGUAACCUCACUUAACUGAAUGAACUCAACUUAUUCCCUCUCGAUUUCUUCCCCGCACAUCAGAGUAAAAAGCGCUUUGAGAGGGAAUGGAGGGAAGCGGAGCGUGCAGCGUUGUACGCGGAGAAGACUGAUCAAGACAUCAACGCCACAAAGGCAGAUGUUGAGAAAGUAAGAGAGGGCGGAAAUGAAAUAUGCAUCGAAAGACUAUUCUCUAUGAUCAAAAGUGGAAUCAGAUGCACUCGGUUAACUUGUGUGUGUGUGUGUGUUUGUGUGUUUUUUUGUGUGGUGCCAGGCCAAACAGCAGGCUCAUAUGAGAGCACACAUCGCCGAGGAGUGUAAGAACGACUACGCUGCUCAGCUUCAGAAGUACAACAAAGAGCAAAGCCAGUUCUAUUUCAGUGAUAUGCCACUCAUUUUUAAUGUAAGUGACCUCUACAUCAAGUUGUUUUUCAAAGGAAUUCAAAGUCCGUAACUGGAAUUACUUUGGGAAUACAUUGCCAAACUUGUAGCUUGCAUGAAUUGUUAUAUUAAGUCAUAAACAGACAUUUUGAUUCCAAAAAUUUGACCCAGAUUUUUGAAAGAAAGAAAGAAAACCACAACCAUCUCUCCCAGAUGGACUCCAAGAUAGAAGGAUGAACCCUGGUUGAAUCUGUUAAUAUUCAUGGGACCUUUUCGCUUUCUAAAGUUCAGGCUGUGAGAUUUUGUGAGAGCUUGAUCGAAUAUAUCUGAUUCUUGUAUAACUCUAGACGCAGAUGCAUGCUGUAUUGUGGAGUAUUUAUUACACCCUUAAUCAACCUUAACAAUGGCAACGUCUGCUGUGUGUUUACCAGAAAUUACAAGAUCUGGAUGAGAGGCGAGUACGAAAGUUGGCACAAGGCUACAUCUUGUUCUCAGACACAGAGAAGCAUGUGAUGCCAAUCAUUGGCAAGUGCCUGGAGGGCAUUACUAAAGCCGGCACUAAUGUUAAUGAGAGGAAUGUAAGUCCGUCUCGAAGAACCAAGUUUUGAAGCAACAUGUCUUUGUGUCUCUUAUUGUCUGAUUCUUAUCCGUAUUUGUCUUAAUGAAGGACUCCAUGGUUAUAAUAGAGCAGAACAAGUCCGGCUUUGAACGUCCUGGGGAUUUGGACUUCGAAGACUACAGCCAGGGCAUCAACAGAGCCUCAUCAGACAGCAGCCUGGGCACACCCAAAGGUCCAGUGGAGUUUUUGUCAAAGAACAGGAGCAAAAACUUCUGGCUCUUCAAGAGGAGUAAGGUAGGAAGUCCCACACGCUCUGAUGAUCUGAUUCAGACUAAAUGGUUCUAUUUGCAUUGUGAGAGCUGUUCAGCGACUGCAGCAGCAGAAAAUCCCCUCUAUCAUCACUAAACAGCGUCAGGUUUAAGGACCUGCAGGUGGGCAAUCAGCUGGAGAGGUAGCAGACAGGGACAACAGUUUUCCCUUAGAGAGAGGGAGAGCGCUCAUGAUGCUGUGGUUGUGGCUUUACACACACAUACAUACACACACACACACACACACACUACUUUGUUGUGCAUGAACCUCUUUCAUUGUAGUGUACAUGAACUGAAAUGCACCCCUCCACUUCUAGAACAGGUCCUUGCAUGACUCUGGCUCCCAACUCCCUCUAUCCAAAACACACACACACACACACACACACACACACACACACACACACACACACACACACACACACACACACACUCUCUCUCUCUCUUUCUCUCUUUCUGCAGUGUGGUUUCCAAUAGGUCAACAGGCAGUCAGAAUUCUGCUGUGCUUGUGCUUUCAUCAGCACAGGGCCUAAACAACAUUGAAUUUUCCUAUACAGGCAUCCACAAACACACUGCAGCCAUUCUACUGCUCAGAAAGUAGCAUUAUGUCCGUCAUCACAAUAACAUCUUUGUGUUGACAAUCAGGAUGCCACCGAGGUUUACCAAGGCCAGACAAACUGGAUCAGGUUGGACCGCACAUUUAUAUUUGGGUCCAGAGCGCUUCACCUCGUCCUAAAUCAAAGCUUUUAUCUCUGCGAUUCAAACCGUAACUGAGGGAGGGGGGGUAUGAGAAGCUGACCGCGCAGCAGCUAACGCGCCCCCCCUCCUCCUGCCCCAGCUCUGAAUGAUCCCUUCUUUCUCCCCUCGCAGUGUUUGCUUGUUCAGCGCCUCUCUUCUCUCUGCAUGUCUUACUGGCUGUGCUCGGCUGUGCACCCUUCCUGUUCUGUGUAUGUGUGUGGCACACUGCUCUGUGUCAUCAGUCAUGCUCUCCCAAUUAGGCCUGUAGCGGUAUGAAUAGGGGGGCUGGCUAUACUAGCCUGGGUGAGCUUUUGGUUUAUGUCUGGCCUCUUAACAGCCCUCCUGUACCUAGGUUCCCAUAACUCUCGGGAAAAAUAGCACCCAGCCCGUACAUGUUCACAUAAUGAUAGUGCUGUACUUCCAGCUCUUACUAUUUACACAAGGGACCCUGUUGUAGGGCUGUUUUAGACCCUCGCUAUUGAAGACUAGAAGACAUCAGCCUCCUGUGUAAUUUAGCUAAUAGAGCCCACCCCUACGUUCCCACUAAGACAUCCCACUGAGACUGAUAUUUUACAAAGUUCACCCCUAGGCAUGUUUUCAACUUAACCUCUUUUCGAGAGGUCAUUUGGGGAAUGUAAGAAGCCCCCUUUCCCGACUGCAUUCACAUCUGACACUCUGGUUAUUAAGAGAGCUAUUUAUAACAACUGCAACCUAUAUGCCUCAGUAUUUUAUCUAUAUAGGUCAGACUCUGCAUAGCACAGGUUCUGGCCUACAGAGCAAGCUGGUGAACUGGUGAACUCAGCUGGAGGAAUGUGUUUUUUUUCUUUUCUGAUUACUUGGCUCUUGUUUUUUUUCAGAGUUUGUGCCAACACAACUGUCAUUUAUGGAAACUUUUGUGGUAAUGUUCACCUAAACAUAAAAUGAUAAAUGUAACUGGGUAGAGUAUGACAGUACAAAGAAAAUAAAAACUAACACAAGUGGCUCCUAAAUAUUAAUGUUGACAAAAGACAGCUUGGCUGACACACUUCUCUGCUUGCUUUCAUUCCAAGUAUGAAGUAAUGGGAAUUGGAGGUGCUUAUUAUUAUCACAUGUUGCAUAAUUUUCUAAGUUUCUUUUGCAGUGUCUAUAAGGCUGUAGUAAAAUAUUUCGAUCUCUGAAAACCAGGCAGUAUAAAAUGUAAAAAUUAGAUCGAUUCAAACAAACGCAGUCCAGUCCAGUGUUAGGCUGCUGGUGCAGGAGCUGCGAUGGGUCUAGCUGAUUUUUGAUGUCUAUGCUGAUGGAGGCAGAAGAAACAGAAGAGUGUUUCUGCAUCCAUGCUGUCAGAGCUCAUGUGCUGGGUUCGCUCAGUGUUGUCUUCCUGGCUUUGUGGUGUGCUUCAAGGUGUUGAUGGUGUUUUUUUUCCUUCCCUUUUCACCUUUGUUGUCUUCCUUGUCUCCUUCCCUCCUUUUUAAAAAAACCUUUCCUCCCCCUCCUCUCCUCCUGUCCUGUACACUCUGUACACCCCCCCCCUUGUCCUGCGUACCUCAUGCUCGGGUGCUGGUGCUUUGGUGUCACCCCUCCCCAGCUCUCCCCCUCCAUGCUCCCACCUUUUUCCACACCCCCUGCCCCCUCGCCCGCUAACGGACCCCCUUCCCCAAAGUUUGGCCGGGACCCUCUGUCGUACUGUUUGAAGGAGAUCAAUAAGACAGUCAAACCCAGAAUCUCUUCCUUCCGGACGCUCAGGAGAUCGGUGAGUUACAUGAGGAAAAGGUUUGGGUGCCAGUAGACUCCCACUCUUAGGGGCCUGCACAUCAUCCCAUCCUAAUUCCCUAGAAGGCUCGGACAGUCACGUUAUCAAUAACAUGUAGCAGUCAUUGUGUCCUGUACAGUAGCUCUGUCUGCUCUCCUUCAUACUCAUACCUGUUACAGAAGUGUUAGAGUAUUUUCAGGGAAACGAAGAGCCAUGAUGAUGAGUGUUGUGAGAAGUUUCUGUACACAAACUGUUUCUUUUUCCCUCAGAAAUUUACCCCAGAGAGAAUCAUGGUAAAAAUGAACAACACGUUUGUGUGGGGGUGUCAGUUUAGUGGCACAGAAAAAAAGCCACCUCUUCAAUACUUAAACUUUAGCUAAAUUGAUUUUAAGAACUCUAUUUGAGAGUAAUACUGUUGUGAGGCAAAAUGUGGAGUCUUCUUUGAGUUUGUGUUGAGGAGGUGGCCACCUGGUGGUGGAGUAAGGGACGACUGCUCAGGGGCACAUGAGGAAACUCAUCAUUUCUUAACCUGGUUUAAAAAAAAAGGCAAAUUUGUUUCUUUCUUGGGUCACAUUUUUGGAUUUAGAUUUGUUUUUAACUUGUGGUUAGGAAAAAAAAAGUACUGUGUGCUGUUCUGUAUUUGUUUGGUGGUUGGUGGAUUUGGGUUCAGCUCAUUGUCACAGACGAGCAAGCUUUACUUAAAGCCGAGCAAAUGUGUAACUACAAGGUUUAAAACUUCUGUUUUAUCCGUUAAACAUUGUCCUUUGAGCUGAACUCAAACAACAGGCUUGGUGUUCCUUCUGAGGUGUGUUUUUCUCACCGCGGUUUCUGUGGUCAUGUGCAAACCGACGUUCAGUGUUAACCCGCCCUGUCCGUCAACUCUUUCAGCCCACGGUCACAGAGGAUUUCGCCCAUCUCCCCCCUGAGCAGCGCAGGAAGAGGUUACAACAGAGACUAGAGGAAAUUUGCAAAGAACUGCAAAAGGAAGUGGAUCAGAGGUGUGUGUGUGUGUGUGUGAUUGUGCAUGUGUGUGUGUGCAUCUAUGUGUAACUCUUUGUUUAUUAAUAGGCAUCUCAGCUAGAAGUGCCAAUGUGAUAUUCCUGCAGUGCACAUUACUGUGUGAAUAACUGUGGGGUGUCUGUGUGAGUGUUUGAAUUGUUUACACAGCCCUGAGCUUUGCAGGGAACCAAUUUCUACUGAAAGUCACCCCCCCCCUCCUCCUUUCCCCUCUUCCCCCCCUUGUUCCUCUCUCAUGUGUUCAGCGAGGCCCUGGGGAAGAUGAAAGAUGUUUAUGAGAAAAAUCCUCAGAUGGGAGACCCUGCUAGCUUGGCAUCCCAGAUCAACCAGACGUCCCAGAAUAUAGAGAGGCUCAGAGGAGAGCUCAAUAAGUACGAGGUAAUCCCAAUCUCUGCUUUUCAUAGGUCUCAUGAGAUCGUUAUUUAAUGUUAUGAUGUCAUAUGUGUUAGUGUCUUGAUAUAAGAUUUUACGAAGCAAUUUGGCUGUCAGCUGUUUUUCCAGUGUAUCAGGGGGUGAGUGCUUGUUGCUUAGGAAGCUGUAAUAUAGUUAGAAUUUACUGGCUCUUUACUGAAGUAGCACGAUGUAAUGAGGUCCUUGGCUGUUAAUGUAAACUGAUAGUAAAGCUGAAAACAUACAGGAUCCGUAUUGAGCACAUUCCGUAUUUGCAGCAGCAUUGGGUAUUGCAUACAGGAUGCGUAUUUGGGGCGUGGCAGCAGCGUAGUGUAGCCCCGGUCAGCUGGGCUCAGUAUAGAGGAAACAACAUGCUCUCAACAGGUUGUUUUGCCUUUCUGUGGUCUAUUUCCUGCUAAUUUAGAUGUAAUUCAGUGACCGUUGAGCCUCUACUGUAUGUGAAAAAGCUACGUGAUUUUACAGUGUCGUUUUUUUCAGGUUUACUCGUGUUUCAUAAAGUAAAUUAUGUUCCUUUAUGCUGUCCUGUUACCUUCAGACAGAGUUAGCCGUUAAAAGUCCUGUUAGGGUCCGUGCUUGACUUCCUGUCUAGGGCGAUCUUUUCUGUGUGGAUUGACGCGCAUUGGAAUCGUAGAGCAGCAAAAAUAGACUCACCGCGUGUCUUUAGCAGUGCUGCUCUCGAUACGAUGCUGCGACGGAGCUGAUACGCGUCCUGUAUGCUUUGCUGCAUCGAUCAGAAUGGCAACCUAUUUGCUGCGUGGUACGCGACGCUGCUGCCACACUCCAAAUACGCACCCUGUAUGUUUUAGCAUUAAGGCGGGCAUGUCCAAACUACUCCACAAAGGGCCGGUGUGGCUGCAGGUUUUUCUUCCAACCAAUCAAGAGCACGCAGUCUGACCAAUCAGCUGUCUGAAGACUGCGAUCAGCUGAUGAAAUGAAUCAAGUCUGGUGUGCUGCUGUUUGGUUGGAAGAAAAACCUGCAGCCACACCGGCCCUUUGUGGAAUAGUUUGGACGUACCUGCCUUAAGGUAAAUGGGGAGUUCUCAACAUUAAAGAACUUGUUUCAUGUACAGGUGUGGAAUAGUCAUGUGAACCACUCAUAUGUGGGCUUGUGAACCCAGUUAACCCAACUGGAGCUGUCUUAAUGUUUCAUCAACAACAAACAGUAUUUUUUUAUUUUACUCUUAUUCAGACGUGGCUAGCUGAGGCAGGAGGUCGAGGGGAGAGUCUGCGAUACAAAACACAUUCAUUCAACAACAACGGCGCUCAUGAUGCACACAAGUAAGUGACAGGACAUCAGGAUAACAGACAGUGCUUUGGUACCACAAUGUGUUUUCGCCUCUACAAAGGAGUCUCUCGUGUUUCAUUUUCCUGCAGCCCUGACGGAGCACACUCUGAUGAAAGCACUCCGGAUCCCUCACAGGCCAUCUACGCCGAGUUUGACGAUGACUUUGAGGACGAGGAACUCACUGCUCCUAUUGGGAAAUGCACAGCCAUGUACAACUUCCCCGGUAUGUCACAGGCUUCUUAGAUGUUUGCCUUUCUCUCUAUCCUUCGAGAGCAAGUGAACUCUGCAGAGGAGGGCAUGAAAAAUUGAUGACUGCUUGAAUAUCAUGAUAAAAGGGGAUCAGUUUUAUUCACAAGACAGACAUCUCCUUGCAAAUCAGGGGCCGUCCUGUAAAUUCGACUUGUAACAAAGUGAUUCACUCAUGUCUGUGUGUCGAUGUUGUUUUCCAAGCUGUGAACUUUUGACUUACCACACUUAGACGGAGGGGACUUGGAUGAUUACAGGUCUGGGAUAUAUUCUGUUAUUCAGUGUUUUUGCUCUUUCAGGUGCCAGUGAGGGGACCAUCUCUAUGCAGGAGGGAGAGGUGCUGGCUGUGGUGGAAGAGGAUAAAGGCGAUGGCUGGACCAGGGUCAGAAGGAACAAUGGGGAUGAAGGCUAUAUACCUACAUCCUAUGUCACCAUUACCCUUAAUGAAUGACACACAUUUGAGGAACAAGAGAAGAAGAAAUGAUCACCUCGCCAAACUGGAUGCACUCCCUCCAAUGGGACCAAUCACAAGGACGCCAAGGCACUGUGAGUGGACCGCCAAAUAAGGUGCCUCAUUUUUUUAAGAGAGGUGCCCUGGGUGGGCAGAGGGGAUGGUGCUCACAGUGUGUCCUUAUGGCUUACAUUACAUUAUCGUAGUUACAGAGGCCACCUAAAGCGCAGGCUUAUUUUACUGUUCAAAAUCUUGGCCACAAGAGUUUUCUAGUUUUGGUUAAAUAAAAAAAAAAGUGCUGCAGAGAUCUAAGACACCAUAAUGGUACGAGUGCUUAUUCCACAGCCUGUUAUGGCAUUUCCUUCCAAAUGUGAGACAUUAAAAAGGAGGAAAAGAAGGAGGAGGACGAGUGCUGCUGACAUCUUCAGACUGAGUGUUUGUUCCUGCGAGAAAGUUACCUCUCCUGUUUACUCUUUUCAGCGAGAAGUGGACGUGCUCUGACCCACAACAUCACUGAACCGACAGUUCAUAACCUACAUUUUUCAUUAGUCUCAAGCGUGCCACUUUCUAGGUUUACUAGCUGUUGUGAAGAUUUAAAGCACCAUCACUAUGCUCAAGGUUGACCUUAAAAUCUUAAGUGUCUACCCCGGGAUGAGUGAGGUUUUGUUGGAGACAGCUGUCCCUACCCGGUGAAUCACAUGGAAACGACACAAAACUCCAACAUUCAGACAAUCACAGAAAUAUCAUCAAUAUUUUUUUCUUUUUUUCACAGCAGUAACAAGGAUAUAACAAUAGUUUUCUAAUAGUAAUAAACUGAAAAGUGUACUAAGAAUAAUUUAUUACAAACUUGUAUGUUUUAUAAAUAAAAGUUUCAAGUUUAAGAGAAGUUUUACUUUAUAUUAAGGAUGUUCUCACCUUGCUCUUUUGCCCUUGCACACAAAGUGGACACUGUAGCCACAAAAGGGAGUAAAUAAUGCAAGCAUAUAGUGUGUUAUUUUAAGACUAUUGUAUUUAUGUAAUAAAUAAUAUAUAUUUUAGCUAUCACAUCACCACUGUUGUCUUAUUAGCUCUCUGAUCUAUGAAAUAAAGACUGUUUCUUUCGAGAGAAAACUAAAAUCUUUAGGUCUGUAGCUAAUGUCGUUUUCUAUGGGCUAACUAAACACAGUUUGAUCCACAUCUUGUUUGUAUGUUGUAAUGAUGCAAUGUUUCUUUGGUGCCUUUCUGGUUAAAAGCAUUUUUGUAUAUAUCAUUUUUGCAUGCAUUUUUUAAACCUUAAUAAAUGUAGAACACACUUAAAAGUAAGAUGUGGCAACUUUAUUUCUGAAAAAAUAAAUAUUUUAAAAAUACCAUUAUUGGGUCUGAAUAUUUUGUGCGAUUUCUUGAUGAAAAGCCUCCAGAAAUAAUGCUGCGUUCGGGUAACCUCGGAAGUCAGAUGUCGGAGCCGAAAAUGACGUCACGCCCAGUUCUCUGCUCGGUGUAUCUCGGUUGUGACGUGAUUUUCCGCUCGGGCUUCUGACUUUCGAGGCAACGCGAACGCAGCAUAAGCCAAUAAGAAUGCGAUUAAGUUCCUACGUAACAACUAGGUAGCCAAUGGUCGUGCGGCUUUAAUUAGCAUUAACCCACCCACUCAGAUUCAAAUGCAGUCACGCGUUUGCCGAAAAGCGACGAACAAGUUCUCCCAUGCCGAAGUGAAUCCAAUAAACUACACUGCAUUUCCGUAGGUGUACAGAAAAGUUUUUCAGACAAAAUGGACGACCUCUCAGUAUUUUCAGGCACCAAACUGUGCUAACACGUAUUAGAGUGGCAACCGCAGUCCAAAGC